GAUUCUGUCAUGACGUUUAAAGCGCGCUAGUGGGCUUUUCUUGAUAAUAUGCUUUCAGCUGUUUGUUUGUUUUUUUGUCAGUGAAACUCAGUUUUUAAUCAUGAAUUCGCCGAAGCUGAUUUUGCUCUUCAGCGGCAAGCGAAAAUCCGGAAAGGAUUUUGUUACCAGCAUGAUUCAGCAAAGAUUGGGGUCCAGUGUGUGUGCCGUUCUCAGACUGUCCGGUCCUUUGAAGGAACAGUAUGCCAAGGAGCGUGGCCUGGAUUUCCAAAGGCUCCUGGAUGCCAGCGGAUACAAGGAGAAAUUCCGAGAGGACAUGAUCCUCUGGGGGGAGGAGAAGAGGAACGCCGAUCCUGGAUAUUUCUGCCGGCUGAUUGUCCAGGACGUUCCCCAGCCAGUGUGGAUCGUGAGUGAUGCUCGCCGGGGGUCCGAUGUGGAGUGGUUCCGGUGCCGCUACCAACAGCAGACCCGCACUGUGAGGGUCUGGGCCAGCGAAGAGUCCAGGAGAGAGAGGGGCUGGGUGUACACUGCAGGAAUCGAUGAUGCAGAGUCGGAGUGUGGGCUGGACCAGGGCGUGGCUUUCGAUUGGACGAUCAGCAACGACAGCGACGGGCCGCUAUUGGAGGAGCAGCUGGAGAGGGUCCUGAGUGUCGUUCGGGACUGCCUGCAGCUCUGACACGGGGCCACAAGGGGGCAGUGCAGCGCCAAUAGGAAACCCCUCUAGCGAGUUCAGUAACUUGAGUGAUUGUGCUGAACUCAGACAGCUCUACAGCUGCAGCUAAAGGUUUAGCGUCGCCAAGGAUUUUAGGAUUGACACAUCGUUAAAAAAAAACAAAAAACUAUAUGAACAUAAUUUAGAUGUUUUAUUAACAUCAUGGAAUCAAAAUGAUAUCGCAAAAAAAAAAAAAGUCUACCAGAAGGAAGCUGCGACAGCAGUUCAGUGUUUCCUGUCAGAUUUCCAAAUGUUUUCCAUUUCAAUUCAGUAUCUGGAAAACUAUACAAAGUGCUGGGUGUGCAAUUCAAUAUGAGAACAAGGGAACAUUAUUCAGCAGCUUU
Polyodon spathula (Mississippi paddlefish) is the source of this 1053-nucleotide messenger RNA. RefSeq names its product phosphomevalonate kinase (gene pmvk). Gene Ontology annotation, biological process: isopentenyl diphosphate biosynthetic process, mevalonate pathway; cholesterol biosynthetic process. The record is from RefSeq and is a predicted model, not a curated record. NCBI's taxonomy places the organism in Eukaryota, Metazoa, Chordata, Actinopteri, Acipenseriformes, Polyodontidae. The coding region runs from base 101 to 673 and encodes 190 amino acids. Gene Ontology annotation, cellular component: cytoplasm. The transcript is spliced from 5 exons. Gene Ontology annotation, molecular function: phosphomevalonate kinase activity.